CGGCGAGGCGCUAAGAUGGCGACGGCCGGGCCCGAGUCCGGGGGGAGCAGCAGCAGCAGCAGCGGGGCCGCCACGGGGGCGCCGGGAACAGCGACCUUCAAAAAGUCCUUGGAGGUGCCAAGUUCCUCCGGGCACGCGUCAUUGCAGACGAUAAAGAAAGGCCACCGGGGCGUGGACUCGACCGGGGAGACCACCUAUAAAAAGACGACCUCCUCAGCUCUCAAGGGCGCCAUCCAGCUGGGCAUCACUCACACGGUGGGCAGCCUGAGCACCAAGCCGGAGCGGGAUGUCCUCAUGCAGGACUUCUACGUGGUGGAGAGCAUCUUCUUCCCCAGCGAAGGCAGCAACCUGACCCCAGCCCACCACUACAACGACUUCCGCUUCAAGACGUAUGCCCCCGUGGCCUUCCGCUAUUUCCGUGAGCUCUUCGGCAUCCGGCCGGAUGACUACCUGUGCUCCCUUUGCAGUGAGCCCCUCAUCGAGCUCUCCAACUCCGGGGCCAGUGGCUCCAUCUUCUACGUCUCCAGCGACGACGAAUUCAUCAUCAAAACCGUUCAGCACAAGGAAGCCGAGUUCCUGCAGAAGCUGCUGCCGGGUUACUACAUGAACUUGAACCAGAACCCCCGGACGCUGCUCCCCAAGUUCUACGGCCUCUACUGCGUCCAGGCGGGGGGCAAGAACAUCCGCAUCGUCGUGAUGAACAACCUGCUGCCCCGCUCGGUGCGGAUGCACCAGAAGUACGACCUGAAGGGCUCGACCUACAAGCGCCGGGCGUCGCAGAAGGAGCGCGAGAAAUUCUUUCCCACCUACAAGGACCUGGACUUCCUGCAGGACAUCCCAGACGGCCUCUUCCUGGACGCAGACAUGUACAGCGCCUUGUGCAAGACCCUGCAGAGGGACUGCCUGGUUCUGCAGAGCUUCAAGAUCAUGGAUUACAGUUUGCUGGUGGCCGUUCACAACCUGGACCUGGCUCAGCGGGAACGGGCGGGGCUGGACGGAGCCUCCCAGGCGGACACACGGCGGCCGGCCUGCCAGAGGGCCCUCUACUCCACAGCCAUGGAGUCCAUCCAAGGAGAGGCCCGGCGAGGGGGCACCAUUGAGACGGACGACCAGAUGGGAGGGAUCCCAGCCCGCAACGCCAAGGGGGAGCGGCUGUUGCUGUACGUGGGGAUCAUAGACGUGCUGCAGUCCUACAGGUUUAUGAAAAAGCUGGAGCACUCCUGGAAGGCGCUUGUCCACGAUGGGGAUACGGUCUCUGUUCACCGGCCAAGCUUUUACGCGGAGAGGUUCCAACAGUUCAUGUGCCACGUGGUGUUCAAGAAAAUCCCCCUAAAAUCCUCCCCUUCGAAAAAAAGCCGGUCCGGCGCGGGUCCUCCUCGCCGGCCGGGCCAAGCCGGAGUCCCUUCUCAGGUGCCGGGGCAUGUGGAGAUGAAAGUCCAGGUCACGAUGGAGGCCGAGAUGGAGCCAGGUUCCCGGCUGGGCCGCCCCGACCUGCUUCCCCAGAUGCCCCCCGUCGAAGAGGCCAACAGCGACUCAGCAGCGACCACCUUAUCCACCUCUUCCCUGGGCAGCCCCGGGCACAGCUCACCGGCCAACCGGUCAGCAGGAGCAGAAGGGCCCCCACCUGACGCCCCAAAGGACCCAGCUGCGCUUCCCCCGGAAAGCUCUUCCCUUAGGUCAGAGAGAGAAGAAUUUAUCAGCUCAGACACGUUGUCUGCGGAGGUAGCUAGUUCAGGAUGCUUUCAAGUAGGUGAGACUGAAUCUAGUCAGACAAAGCAGCCAGGCCUUGGGGCAAGUAAGUCCCCGGGCAGGGACGUGACUCAGUGCUCCAGGGUGCCCUACAACUGCCUGUCCGGCCAGAGAGGGUUGGUCCAGUCCUGGGAACAUGCGUGUUGUGGAGGGCGCUGGGGCCCUCCCUGUGGCUUGGAAGAGCUUCCUGGCUCCCUGGGAUCGCAGCCUGGGGGCGUCCGAUGGCCCCAGAGCCAGGAGCCAGAGAAACCCAGAGCACAUGGUGAAACGUUGCUGGAGUCCCUGUUCUCCUUUGAGGGAUCACGAACAGAAGACUUUCUCCACACGCUGCAUGGCCUGUCUCUUCGCGGGGGGGACCAGCCGCCCCCUCACCCUCUGGCGUUGCAGACGCCACGGACUCCCUCCGAGCCAAGCAGACUGAAGGCCGGGCUCCCCCCGCCGGCCCAGAGGCGCAGGGGCUCUCGGCAGAAAGGCAGCCCGGACAGAGGACGGCCUGCCCCGCCCUGCCCACGGAGCCGCACAGCUAGGGUAAGCUUUCUUUCCCCCUUGGAGACCGCCAUCUCGGGCUUGGCAUCCCGGGCACCCACCAAAGCGCCUGUGCCGCCUCGGGGCAUUCACCGCGGUGCGGGGGCCACCGAGCGCUUCUCCGCUGAGUUCUGCCGCGGGCGGGCUGGGCGCGCGCUGCGGCGUCCAGAGGCGCCCCACGUGGGCCGCGGCUUCUGUGCGGAUGCCGCCCUGCCCGGGGCUGCGGCCGGCGCCGGCUCCGUUAACGAGGCGGCCCCCGCGGGCAGCGUAGCGCGCGCUGCAGGCGCCUCGGCCCUUGAUUUCAUUCGCUCCCCCUCCCUGCCGCGGCCACUCGCCAGGGUCCCUCCCCGCGCGGAGCCCACGCAUGCGCAGAGGGAUACCCGCGGCCCGCCCACGGGAGAUCGGCGCAGGCGCCAGAACUACCCCUCCCAGAAUGCCCCGCGCGCCGACCGGCCAAGGAGGCUGCCGCUGAUUGGUGGGGCGGGAGCCAGCGGCCGGCAGGCAGGGGCAGGGGCAGAGGCAGGAAGCAGAGGCCGGAGGCGCCGGGGGGCGAGGGGCGCCGCGAUGGUGCUGGAGAGCACGAUGGUCUGCGUGGACAACAGCGAGUACAUGCGGAACGGGGACUUCCUCCCCACCCGCCUCCAGGCGCAGCAGGACGCCGUCAACAUCGUCUGCCACUCGAAGACGCGCAGCAACCCCGAGAACAACGUCGGGCUCAUCACGCUGGCCAACAACUGCGAGGUGCUGACCACCUUGACUCCGGACACGGGCCGCAUCCUGUCCAAGCUGCACUCGGUGCAGCCCCGAGGGAGGAUCACUUUCUGCACCGGGAUCCGAGUUGCUCACUUGGCCUUGAAGCACCGCCAAGGGAAGAAUCACAAAAUGCGCAUCAUCGCCUUCGUCGGGAGUCCUGUGGAGGACAACGAGAAAGACCUGGUGAAACUGGCCAGGCGGCUGAAGAAGGAGAAGGUGAACGUGGACAUCAUCAACUUUGGAGAGGAGGAGGCCAACACAGACAAGCUGACCACUUUCAUCAACACCCUGAAUGGCAAAGACGGCACCGGCUCCCACCUGGUGACGGUGCCUCCUGGGCCAAGCUUGGCCGAUGCCCUCAUCAGCUCCCCGAUCUUGGCUGGAGAGGGGGGCGCCAUGCUGGGCCUGGGAGCCAGCGACUUUGAGUUCGGCGUGGAUCCCAGCGCUGACCCAGAGCUGGCACUGGCUCUCCGAGUGUCGAUGGAAGAGCAGCGGCAGAGGCAGGAAGAAGAGGCUCGGAGGGCGGCUGCCGCAUCGGCUGCCGAGGCUGGUAUUCCAGCAACUGGGGGGGAUGAUUCAGAUGAUGCCCUGCUGAAGAUGACCAUUGGGCAGCAAGAAUUUGGCCGAGCUGGUCUGCCUGACCUCAGCACCAUGACCGAAGAGGAGCAGAUCGCCUACGCCAUGCAGAUGUCUCUCCAGGGAGCGGAGUUCGGGCAAGGCGAGUCGGUGGAGGGGGAAAGCUCGGCUGAUAUGGACACGUCAGAACCCGCCAAGGAAGAAGACGACUAUGACGUCAUGCAGGACCCCGAGUUCCUCCAGAGUGUUCUGGAAAACCUUCCGGGGGUUGACCCCAACAAUGAGGCCAUCCGCAACGCCAUGGGCUCCCUGGCUUCCCAGGCCUCCAAGGAGAACAAGGACAAGAAAGAGGAAGACAAGAAGUGAGGAGGGGGGGGCUGAGCCCCUCCCUGUCCUUGUGCCCGUGCACCUCCCGGGCUGCCUGGCCUCAUAGCGGCCAGUUUCCGUAAUCUUUCUGGGUUGUCUGUCUGCAGGGACGUGGGGCCAUGUGGGGGGGGGGGGCGGGAUCCUUUUCUCAUUUUGCUUCUGGUUGAACAGUUAAUAAAACCCUUACGUUUUCUCUG
Messenger RNA from Candoia aspera, 4166 nucleotides. Its product is annotated as putative PIP5K1A and PSMD4-like protein. NCBI's taxonomy places the organism in Eukaryota, Metazoa, Chordata, Lepidosauria, Squamata, Candoiidae. The coding region runs from base 16 to 3969 and encodes 1317 amino acids. Gene Ontology annotation, molecular function: 1-phosphatidylinositol-4-phosphate 5-kinase activity. Gene Ontology annotation, cellular component: plasma membrane. The record is from RefSeq and is a predicted model, not a curated record. The transcript has 28 exons. Gene Ontology annotation, biological process: phosphatidylinositol phosphate biosynthetic process.